This is a messenger RNA of Raphanus sativus (radish), 1307 nucleotides long. Its product is annotated as AT-hook motif nuclear-localized protein 29-like. Gene Ontology annotation, cellular component: nucleus. The record is from RefSeq and is a predicted model, not a curated record. Gene Ontology annotation, molecular function: minor groove of adenine-thymine-rich DNA binding; DNA-binding transcription factor activity. Lineage: Eukaryota; Viridiplantae; Streptophyta; Magnoliopsida; Brassicales; Brassicaceae. Bases 357 to 1244 code for a protein of 295 amino acids. Gene Ontology annotation, biological process: vegetative to reproductive phase transition of meristem. The transcript has a single exon.
UCUUUCAACAGAAGUAUUGCAGAGUCAAUCACUCUCAGCACGUGAAUUAGUUUGAAGCUUAUCAAUUCUUUUCACAUCACUUAAUACGACUCCGUAUGGCGUGAAGAAUCUGCUCCUCUUUUGCCCUAAAGCUGAGUUAGGGUUUAAACACACAAUAGCACCCUUUUGAUUUAUGUCUCUUUGUUCUGUUUUUGUCGGUUUGUGUAACCGAUCAACUCAAGCUAUUGGCUCCCCACUCCCUGAAAUUUGACCUCUCUAUUGGAUCUCACCAAAGUUUCUCUAUAUGAAGGAAUCUCUACCCUCACAACUUCAUUAUAUUUGAACCACAAGAACAAGAACCAGUACAUGCGGUGGUAAUGGACGGCGGUUACGAUCAAUCCGGUCAAGCUUCUAGAUACUUCCAUAACCUCUUUAGGCCUGAGCUUCACCACCAGCUUCAGCCUCAGCCUCAGCCUCAACCUCAACCUCAACCUCAACCUCAACCACAACCUCAACAUCAGCCUGAGUCUGAUGAUGAAUCUGACUCCAACAACAAGUAUCCGGUUCAACCUGAUUCCGAUCAGGUUACCUCGGGCUCAACUUCCGGGAAGCGUCCACGUGGUCGUCCUCCAGGAUCUAAGAACAAGCCGAAGCCACCGGUGAUUGUGACAAAAGAUAGCCCCAACGUGCUUAGAUCUCAUGUCCUCGAAGUCUCAUCUGGAGCCGACAUAGUUGAGAGCGUCAACAACUACACUCGCCGGAGAGGGAGAGGUGUCUCCAUUCUCAGUGGUAACGGCGCGGUGGCUAACCUCACGCUCCGGCAGCCGGUGACGACUCAUGGGAACAAUGGUGGAGCCGGGGCUGGAGCCGGAGGAGGGGUUGUGACUUUACAUGGAAGGUUUGAGAUUCUUUCCAUCACUGGUACGGUGCUUCCGCCUCCCGCACCGCCGGGAUGCGGUGGUUUAUCUGUCUUUAUUGCUGGUGAACAAGGUAGGAUGAUCGGAGGAAGAGUGGUGGCUCCGCUUGUGGCUUCUGGUCCAGUGGUACUGAUGGCUGCAUCCUUCUCCAACGCAACUUUCGAAAGGCUUCCACUUGAAGAUGAAGGAGGUGAAGGUGGGGGAGACGUCGGAGGAGGAGUUCCACCGCCAGUCACUUCAGAAACACCGCCGUCUGGAGUCGCUCAGGGAGAGCUAAGAGUUAACAUGAGUGGUUAUGAUCAGUUUUCCGGUUGGGGAGCCGGAGCUGCUUCAAGACCAUCAUUUUAGAUUUGAAAAUUAUGUCCGUAAAAUAGCUGUAACCAAAAUUUCAAUUAAAAUUUAAAAAAUCAU